This is a messenger RNA of Hyaloscypha bicolor E, 1677 nucleotides long. Its product is annotated as cytochrome P450. Gene Ontology annotation, molecular function: heme binding; monooxygenase activity; oxidoreductase activity, acting on paired donors, with incorporation or reduction of molecular oxygen. NCBI's taxonomy places the organism in Eukaryota, Fungi, Ascomycota, Leotiomycetes, Helotiales, Hyaloscyphaceae. The record is from RefSeq and is a predicted model, not a curated record. The coding region runs from base 1 to 1677 and encodes 558 amino acids. The transcript is spliced from 2 exons.
AUGUCAGGCUUCCCCUUGAAAGCCGUGACGGCUGUCUCUGCUUUUUCUUCCUACAUUCUUGUCGGGCACUUCCCGGGGCGAUUACUCUUUUCACGGCCGUCAUACUUGGGCACAUUCAUUCAGCUUUGGGUCUUGAGCUUCCUUGGAUGGUGUUUUUGGAGGAUUAUUCUCUACCCAAAGUGGUUCUCGCCAUUGAGAUACCUCCCCGAGCCAACAGGCGGCAGUUGGUGGAAUGGCCACUUUGCUCAAAUAUCAGCGCUGCCAUCUGGCGCGCCCAUGAUUGAAUGGGUGAACAAUAUCCCAAAUGAAGGAAUUAUCCGGUAUAAGGCCCUCUUCAAUUCAGAGCGCAUUAUGAUCACCUCUCCUAAAGCGCUGGGUGAGGUGCUUGUAACUCGAAAUUACGAUUUUAUCAAGCCCAACCAUUUUCGAUCUGGCCUUGGAAGACUUCUUGGUAUUGGCAUAUUGUUAGCGGAAGGAGAGGAGCACAAGACACAAAGAAAGAAUCUAAUGCCGGCAUUUUCGUUCAGACAUGUGAAGGAUCUAUACCCACUAUUCUGGGAGAAGUCUCGAGAGGCUGUAGAGGCGAUGACGGAGCAGGUCAAAGACGGUGGCAUCCGGAAUGAGGACUUGCCAGACUUCCAGAAGCGUCCGGAUGUGGAAAACGAUGAUGCAGUCCUGGAAGUGGGAGAGUGGGCAAGCAGGGCUACCCUCGAUAUCAUUGGUGUGGCCGGCUUGGGCCAGGAUUUUGGGGCUAUUCGUGACCCAAAUACGGUCCUCAACAAGACCUACCGAACCGUUUUCAAGCCUUCCCGUCAAGCUGCGAUACUCGGACUUCUGAACCUGUUCUUGCCAAUGUGGUUCGUGAGCAGAUUGCCCAUCAAGAGAAACGGGGAGAUAGAGGCAGCAGCAGCAGUCAUCAGGUCCACUUGCAGGCAACUCAUCCGUGCCAAGAAAGACAAGCUUGAGAAGCGUGAACUAACAGACGUUGACAUUCUGAGCGUCGCAUUAGAAAGUGGUGGCUUCAGCGAAGAGAAUCUCAUCGAUCAACUCAUGACUUUCCUGGCAGCAGGUCACGAAACCACAGCUACUGCGAUGACAUGGGCUGUCUACAUGCUCUGCCUCAACCAAGACGUCCAAAGUCGCCUCCGUGCGGAAAUCCGGGGGAAUCUCCCCAGUCUCAACGAAUCCGAGAGCGUCACAAGCCAGCAAAUCGACAACAUGCCAUAUCUACAGGCUGUCUGCAGUGAAGUCCUCCGCUACUACCCACCUGUUCCUCUCACUCUCCGCAACGCAGGAGUGGACACCCAGAUUCUAGGGCACAACAUCCCGAAAGGAACCCGCGUCAUAUUCAUCCCUUGGGCCGUCAACAAAUCCGAAGAACUCUGGGGUCCUGAUGCCCGAAAAUUUAACCCUGACCGAUGGCUCAACAACCCCAACGGCGGGGCUAACAGCGCUUACUCACUUUUGACUUUCUUGCAUGGCCCUCGGAGUUGUAUCGGGCAGCGUUUUGCAACGGCGGAGUUCGCGUGUUUAUUAGCGGCGUGGAUUGGCAGGUUUGAGUUUGCAUUGAAUGAUGAGAGGGAGUUGGAUGAGAAAAAUGUGGUGAUUAAGGGUGGUGUGACUGCUAGACCUGCGAAGGGUAUGUAUGUUAAGGCGAAAGUUUUGGAUGGUUGGUAA